This is a messenger RNA of Anoplopoma fimbria (sablefish), 1472 nucleotides long. RefSeq names its product RAB, member of RAS oncogene family-like 3 (gene rabl3). The coding region runs from base 39 to 758 and encodes 239 amino acids. Gene Ontology annotation, molecular function: GTPase activity. Gene Ontology annotation, biological process: intracellular protein transport. The transcript is spliced from 8 exons. Gene Ontology annotation, cellular component: endomembrane system. The record is from RefSeq and is a predicted model, not a curated record. NCBI's taxonomy places the organism in Eukaryota, Metazoa, Chordata, Actinopteri, Perciformes, Anoplopomatidae.
CCACUAUUAUCUUCCGGGUCGCCGCUGUCAGGAAAAAAAUGGCUUCUCUUGACAGGGUGAAAGUGUUAGUUUUAGGAGAUUCUGGAGUGGGCAAGUCUUCCUUGGUCCAUCUGCUAUGUCAGAAUCAGGUGUUAGGAAAUCCAUCGUGGACCGUCGGUUGCUCUGUGGAUGUACGGGUCCAAGACUAUAAGGAGGGAACCCCGGAAGAGAAAACGUACUACAUUGAACUCUGGGAUGUCGGAGGAUCCCUUGGCAGCGCCAGCAGUAUCAAAAGCACCAGAGCUGUCUUUUACAAUUCAGUUAAUGGAAUUAUGUUGGUACACGAUUUAACAAACAAGAAAUCGUCUCAGAAUCUCUACCGCUGGUCACUAGAAGCUUUAAACAAGGAUUCUUCUCCAACAGGAGUUAUCGUCUCAAAUGGGUUCUUUUCUCCCUCCAGUGACUAUGACAGAGAGCAGUUUGCUGAGAACUCGGUGCCUUUGUUGCUGAUUGGCACCAAGUUUGACCAGAUCCCAGAGACCAAACGCAAUGAGGUUCUCACACGGACGGCUUUCCUGUCUGAAGACUUCAAUGCAGAGGAGAUCAAUCUCGACUGCACCAACCCGAGAUACCUUGCUGCAGGAACAUCAAAUGCAGUGAAGCUUAGCCGGUUCUUUGACAAGGUAAUAGAGAAGAGAUAUUUCACAAGAGACCCAAGUCCGAUGACGGGCUUCACAGACAGAAAACGGUUCAACUUCAAAAGUUUGCACUAUGACUGACAACAGCUGUGGUCUGUGGUUUGAUUUGGCAGAAAUGCCUCUGUGCUUUAUCACCACGUAAAUCAUCACACUUUCUCCCUCCCAUCACCACCACUGCUAUUGUCACCUUUUUUAUCUGAUGUAAUAUUUGAUGAAUAAUACAUAUUUGAUUAGAUAAAAUAUUAUGAAUAAUUAAUAGAAUGAUAAAGAAACAUAUGUACAUAGUUGACAAAACUUCUACAGGAAUUUUGCGUAAGGGAGUUAAGCACAAAAAGGAAAAAAUAAGCUUUAUAGUAAGAUGAUGUAAAAGGCACAUGCUAUAUAUGUACAGUGAGAAUUUAUGUUAAAUCAACAAGUUUUUAAUUCCAUCUUUUUUUUCGUACACUCAGUUGUGAAGUGAUUGUAUUUUUCUUUUUCACAUGCAAAACAUUUACUUGUUCCAGCUUCAUGAAUUCUUGGCCCUUAGAAUAGUGGCUCAUGCAACAUUCCCCAAUCCCUUCAUCACUCUCUUAAUCCAGGGGAUAAAGACAUUGAUUUUAGUGAAGACAUGGGGAUAUUUGGGAUUAUUGCAAUCAUCUUUAGCAGUAAAAGCUGUUAUACCCUGAGGUUUAUUGUUGCAGAUAAGUGGUCCACCGGAAUCACCCUAAGAAAAAAACAACAGACAAAGAAAGAUUGCACUUGUUUUUGAUUAAUAAAAUAAAACAGUUUUUCCAUGUUUUCAGCAUUAUUGAUGUG